AUGCCCGCAGCCAAGGCCGAAGUAAAGGGCGAGUCCUCGACGGCCGCGUCCAAGGCGGCGCUCGCUGCCUCGUCCAAUGGCUCAACCAACUAUGAGCUGCCAUGGGUCGAAAAGUACCGGCCUGUAUUCCUCGACGAUGUGGUCGGCAACACAGAGACGAUUGAGCGGUUAAAAAUCAUCGCCCGCGAGGGCAACAUGCCUCACGUCAUCAUCUCGGGCAUGCCCGGCAUCGGCAAGACGACCAGUGUCCUGUGUUUGGCGCGGCAGCUGCUCGGAGAGUCGUACAAGGAGGCCGUGCUGGAGCUCAAUGCCAGUGACGAGCGAGGCAUUGACGUUGUUCGAAAUCGCAUCAAGGGGUUCGCGCAAAAGAAGGUCACGCUCCCCGCCGGUCGACAUAAGCUCGUGAUUCUCGACGAAGCCGACAGCAUGACGUCGGGCGCGCAGCAGGCGCUGCGAAGAACAAUGGAAAUCUACUCCAACACGACAAGAUUCGCGUUCGCCUGCAACCAGUCCAACAAGAUCAUCGAGCCGCUGCAAUCGCGAUGCGCCAUCCUCCGAUACGCAAAGCUCACGGACGCGCAGGUCGUCAAGCGGCUGAUGCAGAUCAUCGAGGCCGAAAAGGUCGAGUACAGCGACGAUGGCCUGGCGGCCCUCGUCUUCAGCGCCGAGGGCGACAUGCGGCAGGCCAUCAACAACCUGCAGUCGACGUAUGCGGGUUUCGGCUUCGUCUCCGGCGACAACGUCUUCAAGGUGGUGGACUCACCGCACCCGAUCAAGGUGCAGGCCAUGCUCAAGGCGUGCUACGAGGGCAACGUGGACUCGGCGCUGGACACGCUGCGGGAGCUGUGGGACCUCGGGUACUCGAGCCACGACAUCAUCAGUACCAUGUUCAAGGUGACCAAGACGAUCCCCACGCUGAGCGAGCACUCGAAGCUCGAGUUCAUCAAGGAGAUUGGCUUCACGCACAUGAAGAUUCUUGAGGGCGUCCAGACGCUGCUCCAGCUGAGCGGAUGCGUCGUGAGGCUGUGCAAGAUCAACAUGGACCCGAAAAAGUUUGUCGUGCCGACGAAAUAA
Messenger RNA from Purpureocillium lilacinum, 1074 nucleotides. Its product is annotated as replication factor C subunit 4. Gene Ontology annotation, biological process: DNA-templated DNA replication; DNA repair. Gene Ontology annotation, molecular function: ATP hydrolysis activity; ATP binding; DNA clamp loader activity. Lineage: Eukaryota; Fungi; Ascomycota; Sordariomycetes; Hypocreales; Ophiocordycipitaceae. The record is from RefSeq and is a predicted model, not a curated record. Gene Ontology annotation, cellular component: Ctf18 RFC-like complex; Rad17 RFC-like complex; Elg1 RFC-like complex.